Molecule: messenger RNA, 1240 nt
Organism: Mesocricetus auratus (golden hamster)
Lineage: Eukaryota; Metazoa; Chordata; Mammalia; Rodentia; Cricetidae
Gene: Cd40
Product: CD40 molecule
Exons: 9
Coding region: 69-941 (290 amino acids)
Biological process (GO): TRIF-dependent toll-like receptor signaling pathway; positive regulation of isotype switching to IgG isotypes; positive regulation of tyrosine phosphorylation of STAT protein
Cellular component (GO): external side of plasma membrane; CD40 receptor complex
Molecular function (GO): signaling receptor activity; protein binding; antigen binding
Source: RefSeq, a predicted model, not a curated record
CAGGGACUUUGGAGUUACUAGAGGCACCACUCUAAGUUCUGCGAUCUGGCCGCUCCGACGACCUCGCAAUGGUUACUUUGCCUCGGCAGUGCGUGCUCUGGGGCUGCUUGUUGACAGCGGUCCAUUUAGGGCAAUGCGUUACUUGCAGCGACAAACAGUACCUCUUCAAUGGCCAGUGCUGCGACUUGUGCCAGCCAGGAAGGAGACUGGAGAGCCACUGUACGGCUCUCGCCAAGACCCAGUGCCUUCUGUGUGACUCGGGCGAGUUCAUGAGCAAGUGGAACAAGGAGCCCCGCUGCUACCAGCACACACACUGUGAACCCAAGGAAGGGCUUGAGGUUGAGAAGGAGGGUACUGCAGAUACAGACACCAUCUGUGCCUGUAAGGAGGGACAGCACUGCACUAGCAAGGAGUGCGAGAGGUGUGCUCAACACACAUCCUGUGGCCCUGGCUUUGGAGUUAAGCAGAUGGCCUCCCGGACUGCCGAUACGGUGUGUGAACCCUGCCCAGCCGGCUUCUUCUCCAGUGGGCCAUCAGCUUUUGAACAGUGUCGCCCGUGGACCAGCUGUGAGGCCCAAAACAUGGUGGUACGACAGGAAGGGACGAAUACGACCGACGCUGUCUGUGGUUUGCGGCCCCGGAUGCGAGCCCUACUGGUCAUUCCCAUCGUGAUGGUCAUCCUCACCACCAUCUUCAUAGUGGUGUCUUUCUGUAUCAAAAAGGUGGUCAAGGAACCAAAGGAUAAUAAGGCCUUACCCCAUGCUGUUGAAAUGGAAGGUCCCAUGGAGACGGAAGAUUGUCCUGGCCACAACACUGCGGCUCCAGUGCAGGAGACAAUGGUUGGGUUUCAGCCUGUCACACAGGAGGAUGGCAAGGAGAGCCGCAUCGCAGUGCAAGAGAGACAGCUGACCGACAGCAUGGACUUGAAGCACCUGGUCUGAGACCCUGGAGCUGCUGCAGUGGUGAUGGCUUGAGGGCAUCGGAUGACUGCUGACAUUUGAGAUUUGAAAGGAACAAAAACUGUCAUCCCUCGACUUGCUUUUAAAGAUGGAGGAAAAGCUUGGGCAUCAGGGGUCCACAGAGUGCAGCAAUACAGGACCCAGAGAUGUAUCAUGGUGGCUUUCACUAUCAGGAGUCAUAGACGCUACAGUCUAUGGCUUUGUGACUUGUACUGUUAGAAGACACCUGAUUGCCCAUCAGCAGGGGACUGGCUAAAUAAAUCUGUAAUGUAUUUAUACAA